AGUCCAAUGAGAACAACCUGGCCGAGCUGAAGAGUCCGCGCUUGGAGCCCAAGAUUCACCUGGACCUGCCCUUCCAGAUGCUGGACUGGAACAGCGGCCUGAGCUCGGAGAAGAUAAGCCACAACCCCUGGAGCCUCCGUUGCCACAAGCAGCAGCUCAGCCGCAUGCGCUCCGAGUCCAAGGACCGCAAGCUCUUCAAGUUCCUGUUGCUUGAAAACGUGGUCCACCACUUCUCAUACCCGUGCAUCCUGGACCUGAAAAUGGGCACCCGGCAGCACGGUGACGACGCCUCCGAGGAGAAGGCAGCCAGGCAGAUGAAGAAGUGCGAGCAGAGCACCUCGGCGACGCUGGGGGUGCGGCUGUGCGGCAUGCAGGUGUACCAGCUGAACACGGGCCACUACCUCUGCAGAAACAAGUACUACGGGCGCGGGCUGUCCGCUGAGGGCUUCGGCCAGGCCCUGCAGCAGUACAUGCACAACGGGCGGGGCCUGAGGCGGGACCUCUUUGAGCCCAUCCUCCAUAAGCUGCACAGCCUCAAGGCGGUGCUGGAGCGCCAGGCGUCCUACCGCUUCUACUCGUCCUCGCUGCUCAUCAUCUACGAGGGGAAGAAAUCCGAAGCUCCCGCAAGUGUCAACUCUGGGCAGCUCGUCGCCAGGCAGAAGACCGCGGAGGAGCUCCACGGCGGCAAUCCUGGGCCCGUCGCACCGCCUCCACCGGCAGCCGGCGACACCCCGCGUGCUGCGGACCCUCCGUCCCAUCCGGACUCCUCUUCCUGCCCUGCGCUCCCCUUGACCCCGCUCCCACCGUCCCCCUCCGCCCCAUCACCCCAGCAGCAGCAACAGCCCCCCCUGGUAGACGUUCGCAUGAUCGACUUUGCCCACUCCACCUUCAAAGGUUUCCGUGGAGACACAGCAGUCCACGAUGGGCCCGACCGAGGCUACGUGCUGGGCCUGGAGAGUCUGAUCCAGAUCCUCGAGGGUCUGCAGGCGGAAAGCCACCAGUGAACACUCGAGUCUAACUAUGGUAGUUGAAGUAUUCCCCCCCCACACACACACACACACACAUUCCCUCCCUUUGCAGUGUUGUCAUAGCAACACCUGUCCUCAAGCAAAACAGCCAGGAGGGGGGAGAGUGAGCAAGUAGACAAACUGUUGCGGCUGAACACACAUUCGUCGACACUCAAGCCUGUGAAAGCAGACGUUACUCCUCCCAAGUGAUGCUGUUCUGUAUUUGAAAUGAGAAAUCCCUAGUUGAGAAUUUUCCACCUAUGGAGAAAGCAUCCGAAACGCCUAUGUAGAAGGGAAUGUCAGAAUGAAAAGUUUCGCCCCUGACUCAGAGGCAAGACCCGGGUGGCUGGGUUCUGCGCACGCUAGCAUUCUGUAUCUCCCGUUAUGUCUCUGUUGCGACAUUUUGCUGCGUUGAAAGGAGCAGAAAAUUUUCUGCAUGUUUUGCUGAAACUGUACCGGCCUGGCAAUUUUCCGCCUUCGGGGUUAGUAGAGGAUCUGUGUAAGCGGGAAGCUAAUGUAAAGUCUGACAACCAACACAUAUUUCCCGGUAGUUGUAGUUAAGAGAGGCAGGACAGCUGUUAAUUUUUGGGUGCGGAUACAUUUGUGAUCUUCGGUUGCGAGUCUGCCAUUUGUGUGUGAAAAAGGCAACCGACUGGUAGAUUCCCAGAUUUCCCCUCUUUGGCGGUCGUACCAGAGGUGAAAGGGCAGCUAUGUGAGAACGAGUAGCAGAAAAGCCGCGACAGGGAGGUGAAAUUUUAUACCCCACACGUCUCCUGCUGGGGAUGAUGUCAUCUAAUCAUCUGAUUAUGGGUUUGAAUGGCGGCCAUUUUGCAGGAUCAUUUACACAGUCCCACUCGGACGGGAAAUGCAGAAAUGGAAUAAGGGGAGUCACAAAUUUACUGUCUUUCAAAGUCCUACCCAAAGGUAGAGCAGCCAAUGUGUGCGGGAUGCCAUGUCGCGGCAAUAUCUCACCUCGGCUGAAUUCCGUGUGAAAGCCAGAGGCGGAUACGGUGUUGAAUCUUUUGUUGCCACCCCAUCCUUCCGUCUCAAAACAUUGCAGGUGGCAUCUUUUAAAGCAAUAGCUUUUUUUUUUUUUUUUUGUCUUCUUGCCUUUUCAUCAGCAGGGAGGGAGGGCAACAUGGCCCCCCGGGGGCAACAAUACGCAGGUGCACCCAAGGAGUCAACGUCA
This is a messenger RNA of Hippocampus comes (tiger tail seahorse), 2196 nucleotides long. It is a transcript of the gene ip6k1, whose product is annotated as inositol hexakisphosphate kinase 1. Gene Ontology annotation, molecular function: inositol hexakisphosphate kinase activity. NCBI's taxonomy places the organism in Eukaryota, Metazoa, Chordata, Actinopteri, Syngnathiformes, Syngnathidae. The transcript has 6 exons. The record is from RefSeq and is a predicted model, not a curated record. Bases 78 to 1004 code for a protein of 308 amino acids. Gene Ontology annotation, cellular component: cytoplasm; nucleus. Gene Ontology annotation, biological process: phosphatidylinositol phosphate biosynthetic process; inositol phosphate biosynthetic process.